GGUAAACAAAUCCUUUGAAAAAAGACAAGAGACGAGCGCUACCUGUGAAAAUCACCCGCGUGAGGGUAAAUUUCUCAUGAACUUUUGUCCUUUAGAGUGGCCAGGAUGCCUUCAAUAAAUGAGAUGGGUUGUGACAGUGAACCUGAAGAUAUGGAGGAAGAGAUGAGCACAAUUGACACAGAUAAAAGUGAAGAAGAAGAGUCUGAAAGUGGAUCAUCUGGCAGUGAUGACGACUCGUCGGAAUAUGAUGAAUUUGACUGUGACAGAAGAAGAACAGAAUGUAUGGAAGACAUGAAUGAUCUAGAAAGUCAGUUCACAAGUCUCAGAGAUCAAUUGUAUUCAGAACGACUGGAACAAAUUGAGUAUAAGCUGAACGAGGUCAAGUUGGAAGCUGCUCACGAGUAUCUAACCCCCCUCCAUGAGCUGGACCAGAUGAAGAGUAGAAAGCUAAGAAUUGCUAGUGUCCUGAGAGAGCUACGCAUGGAGAACAUCAGAAAUAAACUACAGAGUGAAGAAAAAGCCUCAAGGGAAAACCAUGAGAGUGAGAAAAGUUUACUCCGGGAUCUCAUGAAAGCUGACCUUGAGGACAAGAUCAGAAGACUAGAGGAAGACAGGCAUAAUAUUGAUCUUACAACAGAAUUAUGGAACGAGUCUCGGAUCUUGAAGCAGAAAGGAAAGAAACCAGAUUCAUUACAUUCUGACAGAAAGAAGAAACCAGUAGCUGUGUCAGGUCCUUAUAUAAUAUAUAUGCUGCGUGAGGACGACAUCCUAGAUGACUGGACAGCAAUAAUGAAGGCAAGAGGUGCAAGUGCUAGAAGGAAAUCAGAAGGUCGUACAUCACACAGUGCCAAGUAUGAAGAUGGAAAGCUUCGCUAUGAUGGCAGAAUGUUUCAUAAAAAGGACCAGAUUCUUAUUGAGAAUAGGGAAGACUCUCCAGUCUCGGCCAGAAUAACUGCCAUCGAUGCUCGGGAGGUGUGGGUGAGGAGACAUGAUGGAACCAAAUCAAAGCUGCUACUUCACAACCUAGAGAAGGGAAAGUACACCAUUCAACAUGUGCGGUAGUCAACAUGUAACCGCUUCGGCAGCCUUUUCUAUGAACAAUUUGAACUAUCCUCUUUUGAAGGACAUGAUGCAUUUGAAAGAGAAUGGGAGUAAGGUCCAUCUUGCUCUUAGCUGAUGAUAAUUUGUAGUGACCUUAGCCGUGGGACUGGCACCGAAAUAACGGGGUCAUCAUUACUUACCUCAUCUGUAAUACUUGUUGGACGUGGAGCAGUGUUCAUCAUGAUUUUCAGGAACAUCUCAACAUUUUCACUUUUAGAGGCGCAAGGGCAUUCUGUCUUUGUAAAAAUAUGUGUGCAUGUGACUAAUAAUGCCCCUAUGUCGCUAACCAUGCAAGAUUGCGAGAAUGUGAUGAAGAGAUAUAUAUACUGUCUGGUGUGUCAUUGAUGUUUAUGUGUAUCAUGUCUUAUGCAAAUGCCAGUAGCUUUGUGUACUUCUUGUUUUAACCAUGAAUUAUUGCAUCUUUGAUGCCCAAUAUGUCUCUAAUUACUCAGCUUGUUGAUUCUAACUGAAAAUGAUGGUGUUUGUCCCAAACAUAAAUACUAUUCUAGAAUGUGUUUUCAUGUUUCUAUGAAAUGAUUUUUGAUUUACCAUAAUAUACCUGGCAGAAAGACACAGACACUAUUCAUAUUGAAGUCAAAUUUUAACUCUGAAACUGCCUUU
Messenger RNA from Lytechinus variegatus (green sea urchin), 1722 nucleotides. RefSeq names its product breast cancer metastasis-suppressor 1-like protein (gene brms1l). Gene Ontology annotation, cellular component: Sin3-type complex. Bases 106 to 1062 code for a protein of 318 amino acids. The transcript is spliced from 9 exons. Lineage: Eukaryota; Metazoa; Echinodermata; Echinoidea; Temnopleuroida; Toxopneustidae. The record is from RefSeq and is a predicted model, not a curated record. Gene Ontology annotation, biological process: negative regulation of transcription by RNA polymerase II. Gene Ontology annotation, molecular function: histone deacetylase binding.